Molecule: messenger RNA, 852 nt
Organism: Wasmannia auropunctata (little fire ant)
Lineage: Eukaryota; Metazoa; Arthropoda; Insecta; Hymenoptera; Formicidae
Product: odorant receptor 82a-like
Exons: 6
Coding region: 1-852 (283 amino acids)
Biological process (GO): sensory perception of smell; detection of chemical stimulus involved in sensory perception of smell
Cellular component (GO): plasma membrane
Molecular function (GO): olfactory receptor activity; odorant binding
Source: RefSeq, a predicted model, not a curated record
AUGUGGCCGGAUUCGGCUUAUCCGAAUCUCUACUGGUUCAGCUACAUGACAUCGGUAGCAAUAGUGCAAUAUUAUCAGUACGCGUACAUACUCACGCACUUCGACUUAAACAAUCUUUGGCUACUCAUGGACUGCCUCAGUCUUACCCUGGCGUAUAGCCUCGCUUUUCUCAAGCUCAUUGUUUUGUGGUGGAAUCGUCGCAAAUCACCGAUUUUCGAGUGUUUUUUAAUUGGACAAUUUCUUUACGAUAUGGUGAUAGCUUUUGUGGUUGGUUUGAUAAAUGCAUUACUUGUUGCAUUGGUACUUCAUGUGAGUGGUCAGAUUGAUAUUAUGCAACAAGAUUUAAUUGAAAUUUCUAACGGGAAAUACGAUCACAAUAUAUUUCUAUCUGUUAUUAAAGAUCUUAUUUGCAAGCAUCAAAAAAUUAUCACUUUAUCGGAAAAUAUUGAGAAUCUGUACACUAACAUUGCGCUGAUACAAGUUCUGUGGAAUACGUUGGUUAUGUGUUGCACUGGUUUUGUGAUUGUAAUUGUUCUUAGUAACGGCAAAGAUACAACAAAUUUAAUCAAGUCUGUGAGCUAUUAUACUGUAAUAAUUCUAGAGGUUUUCGUAUAUUGCUUUGCAGGAGAGUUUUUAAGUGCCAAAAGUAACUCUAUUGGCGAUGCAGUGUAUAAGUCACUUUGGUAUAAUAUGUCACCAAGCGACAGUCGUAUUAUACUGUUUAUGAUUUUAAGAUGUCAAAAGCGAUUGACAAUAACUGCAGGAAGAGUUAUUGAUUUAACUUUAGAAGGAUUUACAAAUAUUAUGAAGGCAACUGUCUCCUAUAUAUCAGUAUUAAAUGCGAUGUAUUAA